This is a messenger RNA of Lucilia sericata (common green bottle fly), 823 nucleotides long. RefSeq lists its product as uncharacterized. The record is from RefSeq and is a predicted model, not a curated record. The annotation marks the transcript as partial. The transcript has 2 exons. NCBI's taxonomy places the organism in Eukaryota, Metazoa, Arthropoda, Insecta, Diptera, Calliphoridae.
AUUAUUGUUUGAUGAUCGGUUGUGUUGUUUGUAGUCGGUAAUGUUAUUGUUGAUAUUCAUAUACUCUAUCGUAUUGUUGUUGUUGGAGACCACUAACAUUUUAUUCGUAAUGUUUUGUUGAACCAUCAUUAUUCAACGUCUGAAUAAAAUAAAAAAAUCAAAAUAAACAAUUCAGUUGUUUCAUAAACUCGCCAUUGAGCAGGUCAGCUCUUUAUUGCUUAUUUUUUUGUAAAUAAUAUAAAUUUCAUUUCUAAAUCUACGAAGAAAAUCCACUGGCCGGCUAAAUUGGUCAUUGUUUUUAUUAUUUUUUUACAAAACGUAUACAAAACACGGGAUAUACGAACAAAAUAUAUAAAUUUAAAUUUUGACUAAUUAAUUAAAAAUAGCGUAGAUUACAAAUAAGUGUAUAAUUUGUAAAUUAUAACAAAUAUUUAAACAGUUAUUAAAAGUGCUCUAAAAUGUUUACAUUAAAUACAAAACAACAUUUAUUUCAAUUAACUUUCAUUUUUCUGCUGCUGGAAUUAAUAUUCAUUCAGGUCUCCUUGGUCUCCUCCGCACCCUCCCAGUCUUUGCAGAAUAAUGGCAUCGAUGACAAUUGCGUGCAUACGCUUAAAUAUGAGAAACCUAGUUUCUUUAAACGUCACUUUGACAUGUCAUUCCUAAAGAAAUUCUUUAAACAUUGGAUUCCCUUCACUAGUGCUGAUCGUGUGAAAAUGCAAUUCUUUUUAUAUAAACGUGAUUUUCCCGAAUGUGGUCGUGAGAUACGUACCGAUGAUGAUGAUAGUAUAACAUUGUCCGGUUUUAAUGCCGAUCAUCCCACCAG